GGUACAGACGAAAAUCCCCGCAAAUCGGCUUGCAUGUAUUCGGUUCGCUGUUAAGUCGAAACGCGUGACGCCGUCGCGUCUGCGUGGGAAAACAGGUUGAAAGCAGCAGCACGAGAGCAGCGGAAGUUCAUCAAACCAAAACACGUCCGGGAGACAGGAAUUUUUUUAUCUGCAGACUUGUUUAGCAUCCGGCGCCCGUUCAUCCUGCGAAGGCUUUGCUCCAUAAUCUGCCUACUAAUAUUGGUGACCCUGCUUGACAUUUGACCUGGCUUCAGUGAUGGGACGGAAAUUGGACCUUUCAGGACUGACAGAAGAUGAGGCACAACAUGUGCUCAGAGUGGUACGGAGAGAUAUGAAACUGCGCAAAAAAGAGGAGAAUCGCCUAAGUGAUUUGAAGCAUGAGCUAGAGGAGGAGGAUGCACGCUGUCUGCUGUUGGCCAAGCAGCGUGGCUUUAAUGAGCAGUGCUGCAUUCGCUGCUGUGGGCCAUUCAGUUUCUUUCUCAAGCCACGUCGUGUCUGCCUCGAUUGUCGCUACAAUGUCUGCAAAGCCUGCUGCUCCUACAGCCAGCACGAGAAUGGCUAUAUCUGUGACUUUUGCCACAAGAGCAGGCUUCUGAGGGCCCAGUCUUUGGAGUGGUAUUAUAACAACGUCAAGAGUCGCUUUAAGAGGUUUGGCAGUGCUAAAGUCCUUAACACCCUCUACAAGAAGCACAUUAUUGAGAGAGGUGCACUGUUAGAGUUGACAGACGUGAGUGCCCCUGAAGGCAGCAAUGAUAUUGAUGGCAGCGUGUGCGGCAGUGACUCAGCAUUCUCUAAGCAAAGUGAAAGUCACAGCAUCGCAGAGACUCUCACUGUUGCCCUACGUGUUGCUGAAGAGGCAAUAGAAGAAGCAAUCACUAAAGCAGAGGGCUACAGGGACAGUCUGGAGAAGCAGAAUGAAGCCAGAUAUCUGCGUGAUCAUAGAGAGGAACUUGUAGAGGAACUUGCAACAACAAUUGUUCAAAAAAUUAUUAACAGGGGGAAGCAGCACUCAGAGAUGCAGUCAGAGUAUGACCUUGUUUGGACUCCGACUCACAACAGUGACCAGCCCUCUCCUAUCUCAGCAUCAAGCACACGCACCACUUCCCAGCCCAGUACUAUCACACAGGCCUGUCACAAACCUUCUUGGAGGUCUCUAUCAGCAUUGUCCCUGACUAGUGAUGAAUCACUAGACAAAAGCCCUGAAGCAGAUAAGGUGUCUGAAGCUGCAGAGCCAGAGCCUAAUCUUGAGAUUUACUCAUCUUUGCGGAGAGAGUCACGAGCGUCCAUAUUGGGGUGGAAAAAUGUGGACCGUCUGGACAACACUAGUGCUUCCUCUGUGCUACAGUCUCCGGAUGGGAACUGGAUUGCCUUACAGACUUCCCAGCAUUCCCGUCCAAGCCUGCUAACCAAACGGAAGAGCUUGGUGUUCAGUGUGCUAGAGAAGGAAUCUGGUGUGGUUUCAGCAUAUGAUGAGAUGGGGUCAGAUUCAGAGGAUGGAGAAGAAUGUGAUACUUGGGGGCUUGCACUGCUGCAGUUCCGCCAGCGUCUCUCAGAAGAAACACAAUCAUUAAGCUCGCAGCGUUACACGGAGCACUAUUCACCAAUAUCCUCGCCCUCCUCUGGUCACUUCACAAACACAGAGACCCUAAUUUCAGACUCUGAGAAUUUAUUAGUUCCCCCUACUCAAACAAACAUUCCUGUAUACAAUGUCACUCAGAAAAACAAAGCUUCACCAGAACCCUGCAUUCCCUACAUUCCCUACGAGCACUAUAGACCUGCUGUAGGAUUGUCACACUCACCAAGGUUUGGUGCUCUGGAUGUGAAUUUUAACCCUCAGCUGGUUGGAGACAGCAGUGAUGGGGAGUAUCAAGCCAAACAGAUCCGAAGGUUUCGGUGUAAGAAGCGAAACAAAUGCGAGUCAUCUGAGCAGAGCCGUGUGCACAAUGUCAUGUACACAGGGGAGAACAGCACUCUACUGCUCAACACCAUGAUGAUGAAAGGACAGGAUAGGCAGGAGACACCACCAUCUCUUCCACCUCCCACCAAUCAAUUACCAGACACUGUGACCCCACUCAACCAUGUGACCUCUACUGCCUUUGACCCUGUGCUCUCCAGUUCACUGAUGUAUACCCAAUCUGAAAAUGACAUUUUGGACCAUAGACUGAGGUCAAAACUCGCUGAAAUGGUCUAUCAAAUCAGUAAGGAGGAAUUGACCUCUUCAGAUGACGAGCCAAUCCGUAAAGUCAUUGAUAUGCAAUGUGAUGGAGAGAGGAUGAAAGAAAGUGGUAGAGAACAACAAAGAGAGAUAAAGAAUGAGUCACAGAAAGCGAGUGAUGGCAAAAUAGAAAUGGACAGGAAUAAAACAAAAAUGGAGAGACUAAGUGAAAGAUGGUUACAAAGCCAGAUUAGCAGAGAGUGUCAGGAAAGUGAUGUGCUGAGGCAGGGACAUAGAGAAAGUGACCAGAAUAUAGAAGGAAAUGAGGAAGUAGAAAGAAAAAUGGAAAAACAAGAUUUGGGAACACAACAAAAAAUAGAGAGAGGAAGACAAGUCGAAAGGAGCUGGCAAGUCAGACAAGUGGAGACAGAAAGUGAGAAUGAAAGAAAAGUAGAAAAAGUGAAUUCAGUCGAAAUAGUGCCACACAUGAAAACGAUAAGAAGCCUACAAGAGAGCGAAACACAGCAAGUGACAAUAAUUACUGUGAAAGCAAAAGAGGCUUUUGUGGAUGUAAAGAAGAGUGUGGAAGAGCAACCCAGUGAGAACGGACAUUAUUUGACUAAGGAGAAGGUAAACAGUGUGUUGCUACAGAGAGGCUCUGGAAAAAGAGAAGAUGCACACAGCCACAGUGCUUCUGAUCCAGAUGAAAAAACAUCUGCAACAGAGAAAUAUUCGGCGGCUUCCCUAUGCAGCAUCACCACUGAGGUUUUGAAGGUCCUAAAUGCCACAGAAGAAUUAAUCGGGGAGGCUGAAGGUCAUGAUCCCCAUGACUCCCCAGCUGGGACACCACUUUCGCCUGGACCAGAAAGCAGAAAACUGGACCAGCAUCUUACUAAGAUGGAAGAGAAUGUGUACUUGGCUGCAGGUACUGUAUAUGGUCUGGAGGGGGCAUUGAGUGAUCUGGAGGACUGUGCACGCAGCAUCAGCAGUUCUACUACUGAAACUGAACUGGCCUUUCUGGAAGAUCAGGUGGCUACUGCGGCUGUUCAAGUGCAACAGUCUGAAUUACAGAUCUCAGACAUUGAAGCAAGAAUAUCAGCACUUAAAAAUGCUGGUUUGAAUGUAUCAGUGUGCUCUCGAUUUCCCAAGCUCAAGCCACAGACCUUGGAUUCCUCACGACAGCAGAGAAGAAAGCUGCCUGCUCCACCCGCCAUAGAAAACUCAGAUGCAGACUCAAAAUAUUUGCAGCCAUGAGAGCAACAGACACAACCUCCAUCCUGGUCUGUGAUCCUCAACAUCAUCUAAUUCCAUCUCAGUUUUGUCUACUGACCCUCAGGCCCACACCAGUGCCUUGAUCAAAACAUCUGCUCCUUCACAACUCCUCAGCCAUCACCCAGUCUCAAAAAUGGUCUCAGAAAACAAGAGGGAUUAUAUAAGAAUGAAGCUCCCAACCUCACCCUUCUGCCAGAAGUAUUGUGUUGGGAUUUGCUGUAUUUUCUUGGAGCAAACUCUUCUACUCUAUUGUACUGCAUCUCAUGCCAGAGCACCUGGACAUUCAUAAACAAAAAGUGUUAUGAGUUUUACUACAUUUCUGUUCUUCACCGCCCAGGGUCUCACGCUUUUCUUUUGGCCUUAGAAACUACCAUCAUAGAGUAUAUUAAUAUAAACUCCAUAUAUAGAGUUGUACAUACAGUAUAUGAUUUUUCUAAAUGUCAGUUCUGGUUCUGGAUGUUGACAGUGUGACAAAAAUACAGUUGUGUAUGAUCUGUGUUCCCAAAAGAGGCCAAACUGUGUUUCUUAAAAAUGCUAUACGUGUGAAAAGUCAUUGUGAAUCUAAAAAAGAACUACUGCACAAUUGAAAUGAAUAUCUUUUUUAAAUUAUGUUUAAUUUACAUGGAAUUAUAUCACAGGUUCCAAAAUCAGAUUAUCAGUGAUCUGUGUAUGACAAUUAUCAGAUCAAAUCAGGAGCAUGGACAUUUUUUAAUUGUGUUUUUGAUAUUGCUGUCAUAAUAUUUUCAUAACAAUGACCCAUAGAUGUAACAGGAGUGUGUGGAGAAGCACCUUCAUUACAUUGUUGAAUGUGUGGACAGUAAAAAUACUGUACAUCCCACACUAAUACUGACCACUGAAAGUUAGUACAUAAAUCCAUAUGUAUACAGUUAAUCUUCCUGCAUUUGCAUGAAUGCAGGUAUUAUUUUCUCUAGAGAGGUAUUAGUACAUAAUUAACUGCAAAAGAUAUUGUCACAUAUCCAAAUAUGGUACAGUGAAAUUAUUUUGCAUAUACUAGUUUAUUAGGAAACUAGAGUCAGAGCACACAGUCUGUCUUAAUUCAGAAGCUUGGGCACAUAGAGGAUCUUGCUCAAGGGCCCAAAACUGGCUACUUGCUGAUCUGAGUGGUGCCGAGGGGAACUGAUUCUGUGAAUCCAACAAGAGAAAGAUAAGGUGAAUUGAAAUGUUCUCUAUUAUAUGCAUAAUAAGAAAAAUGUUUAAAUGGAAAAUGAUCGACUCCUGUUAAUUUCUCCUACAUCACUCCUACAGUACAGGGAUGUUUUUAGUCUCUACUCUCCUAACUUCAUUUCCUACUUGUGUUUAGCCCAUAAUCAACCACAUUUGACAGUCAAAAAUGAAAGAGAAAGCCAUGUGGAUCAAUUUUACAGUAAAGUAUAUACUACCAAUACUUAAAAAGUAUUAAAAACUAUUACCUUGCAGAAAUUUGCAAGGUAAUACUGUAGUUGCUAAAAAUCAAUAUAAAUCCACAAACUAAGAACAAACUCAAACUCAAACUAAAACAUGGAAGGCCAAAAAGACACUAAACAGGAACUGUCAUUAGUUAUGUGUGGAAAAACAAUGUACAAUUUAAGAAUUUAAGUACAUUUCUUAUCUUGUCAUUUUACUGUGAUUUGUUAAAAUACUUUCUGCCCACAGUAUUGGUUUGUGUGCUCUUAAAACCCUUCAAGUUCCAGUUUAUUAUUCAGCUAUUCUCUGUAAAGUAUAUUAUUCAAAAACUACAGUGAAAUGUAUAGAAAUGGUAUGUAGUCAUUACAGUGAGAAAAGUACACACCGGGGGCUUAAAUAGUUUCACUUUAAUUUUAAAGUUAUGUCUGCUGUUUUAAAUAUUUUAUGUAUGAUUGCCUAAAGUGGGGUCUAAGGGGAUAAAUGAUACCUCUGGAAAUUAAAACUAAUCAAUGCUCACUAGCAUAAUAAUAUACAACUUGAGUUUAAUAGUUAAGGCUGAUUUAUCGGAGAUUUAGUUUCUGCCCUCCAUGACAAAGCUAUUGCAGUAAUAGAAUUCAAAAUCUUUAGUCCAGUGUAAGCAGUAUUAGGGAAAUAAAAGUAAAUUAACAAAAUCAUAGAUUUUAUUUUUUGUUUCCAGUGUGUUUGUGUUGUAUUACUAGCAGACUAUUUCUAAUUCUUUCAGAAGAUUUGUGUGUGUUGGGGAACACUCAGUCCUGUCCUGUGAUAAUAUCUGUGUAUAAAUGCAUGUUUCUUCUCUCAGAUAGAUUGUCCAUGAAAAGGCUCAGUGAAGAAAUGGGCAGUAUCCUGUAUUUUUCUACUGUAUAAAAUAUUCAGUAGGAUAUUGUCUGUUAUAUUCAGGAUGUGUUAGUAAGAAUUGCAAGAAUUAUCAGUAUGAUGUUGUGCUGCACAUUGUGUGUCUAGUUUCUGGUGGUUCAUCUUGUGUUUUGAAGGAGAGAAGGUGAAGAGUAGAAACUGCACUCCCUCUCACUAUUCAUUGUGAUAUUUGAAGCCAUUGCUUUUUCACAUAAGAAAAAC
Molecule: messenger RNA, 5947 nt
Organism: Tachysurus fulvidraco (yellow catfish)
Lineage: Eukaryota; Metazoa; Chordata; Actinopteri; Siluriformes; Bagridae
Gene: myripb
Product: myosin VIIA and Rab interacting protein b
Exons: 16
Coding region: 278-3430 (1050 amino acids)
Biological process (GO): intracellular protein transport
Cellular component (GO): cortical actin cytoskeleton
Molecular function (GO): myosin binding; actin binding; small GTPase binding
Source: RefSeq, a predicted model, not a curated record